Messenger RNA from Kockovaella imperatae, 1913 nucleotides. Its product is annotated as ferric reductase NAD binding domain-domain-containing protein. Gene Ontology annotation, cellular component: NADPH oxidase complex; plasma membrane. Gene Ontology annotation, molecular function: superoxide-generating NAD(P)H oxidase activity. Gene Ontology annotation, biological process: defense response; superoxide anion generation. The record is from RefSeq and is a predicted model, not a curated record. The coding region runs from base 252 to 1913 and encodes 553 amino acids. The transcript is spliced from 19 exons. Lineage: Eukaryota; Fungi; Basidiomycota; Tremellomycetes; Tremellales; Cuniculitremaceae.
GUCCAGAGUGUCGAAAGGUAGCCCAUGCGGUGUCGUCAAGUGUCGAAAAUCUCGAGGCCGAUUGGUUGUCAAGGGUACUGUCGCAUCGCAACGCUCCGGAUGCGUGUUGUGAUAUUGGACCACUAGGCGUCAUGACGACCGUGAUAUCGUGUCAUCUAUCAGCGGCUUGAGUGAAUAAAAGGGUGCAGCUUGAGAUGGCAGAUGGAUCACUGUCUCGAUUUCUUGCUUCUGACUUCAUCUAGCUUUCUUGGAUGACGUCCUCCAGCCUUCCGCCUUCUAUAAGAAGAGAGCUGACGGGUAAAAAGCUGGUCUGGCACCUAUCGUGGAAUGGCUUACACCUCGGACUCUUCGCUCUUGGCUGGUGGUCUCAAUGGUCGAAUCAGCGACUUGCUGCUCUGAAUGGGCUCCGAUACUCGGUCUGGACCUCUCGUGGCGCGGGACUGGUACUCGCAUUCGACGGUACAAUCAUCCUUCUCCCCAUGCUCAGGAACCUCAUCAAACUACUCAGGCCACAACUGUCUUGGCUCAUUCCUCUUGAUGAGAGCAUCUGGUUUCAUCGACAAGUGGCCUAUCAACUCCUCAUUUACGCCAUCGUCCAUACUACCGCCCACUACGUCAAUUUCAUCAACGUCGAACGAACUCAAGUCAGGAAGCAAACAGCGUGGGAAAUUCACUACACCCAGCCCGGGGGAUUCACGGGACAUGUAAUGCUUCUCAUCAUGCUGUUGAUGUACACCACUGCCCACAAGACCAUACGACAACGAUGUUUUGAGGCCUUCUGGUACACCCAUCACUUGGCUUUCUUCUUCAUGAUCGGGUUUUAUACUCAUGCCACUGGCUGCUUUGUCAGAGAUAGCGUCGAUCCCGACUAUGUUGCCGUCUUCCCAUUCUACUCGACAAACCAUUGCCUGGGAUAUGAGUCGUGGCGGUUCGCCAUCUGGGGCGGCAUUUUGUACUUUAGCGAGAGAGUCUGGCGAGAGGUACGCUCGAGACGUCAGACAGCCAUCACCAAUGUCAAGAUCCACCCAAGUGGCGCUCUCGAGUUACGAUUCGUGAAGCCUUCCAUGAAGUACAAGGCGGGUCAGUGGCUCUUUUUGAAUUGCCCAGAGGUAUCCAAGUGGCAAUGGCAUCCUUUCACGAUCUCGUCUGCGCCCGAGGACCCAUUCAUCUCAGUCCACAUUCGUCAAGUUGGGGAUUUUACUCAAGCUCUCGGUGCGAGACUCGGCGCCACAGUCGGUGUCUCGGGCGAGUCUCUCAUGGACAGCGAGAAAGGUGGUCGACGCGGUGAUUGGAUCGAGAUUUCGCCAGCUAUGGGAAAGCCUAUGCCCCUGCUGAGGAUUGACGGUCCUUUUGGUGCUCCAGCUGAGGACGUGUUCAAGAGCGAGGUGGCGGUCCUGAUUGGAGCUGGAAUUGGCGUGACCCCAUUCGCAAGCAUACUGAAGCACAUCUGGUACGCGCAGCGUGCAGGCAAAUUGGGCGCUCUGAGAAGAGUUGAAUUUAUCUGGUCAUGCCGUGAAGCCGGUUCUUUCGGAUGGUUUCAAAGCCUCUUGGAGGAGAUUGAGGAAGCCCAGACCGAUUCCAAUUUCUUGCGGAUGUCGAUAUAUCUCACCCAGAAGAUGGAUAGCGAUGCCGUUCAGAACAUUGUCAUCAAUUCGGUUGGACAAGAAUACGAUCCACUGACAUUACUCCGUACUCGAACGCUGUUUGGAAGACCAGACUUUCAGCAAAUUUUCAGUGCGCUGGCAGCCAGCAUAAACGGGGGAUCCUAUCUCGUAGGGCGAGAGGCUACCCUGAAGACCAGGCUCGGUGUCUAUUACUGCGGUCCCAAUCCACUGGCACGCGUCAUCCAAGCAGAGGCGAUGAAGUGCAAAUCAGACACGAUCGAUGUCAAGUUUGCCAAAGAGCAUUUCUAA